AUGGUUGACCUUCCCCCAGAUUUGGUGUUGGAGACAAUUCGAGAUGGAUUGUUUGUUCGUUUUGCCCAAGUUGCUGCAGGAGCAAUCUUCGCCUACGACAUUCUUCUCAAUUUAGAUGACGAACUCAGAUACGUCUGGGCAGCCCUCGAUCCUCGAAAACGGCCGUUAAAAAGAGCGACCGUGUUCAACGUGAUAUACCUCGUACAAAGGUAUCUACCGUUUUGGGAUCGGUUUAUUCUGGCUGCGUAUGACAUUCAGGGCCCAUCCGACACAGAAUCAUGUGUGGUCACAUAUAAGAUGAGUGCAUGGAUUAUGCUUAUAGGAAUCACCCUUUCGGAAUGCAUUCUUGCAAUGCGGAUUUGGGCCGUUUGGCUGAAUAAACCUUCUGUUCUGGUUGUGGUGUUCUUGCUGGCGCUGCCAUGCUGGGCUCCUGCGGUGCUCUUCUAUGUGAGAUUUGUAGGAGGGUUUCAGUGCCUCGAACUCCAUAUGCCCGAGGUGGCACAACUUCGUGGUUGUUUUUGCACAAUGGGGAACAAGGAUCUAUACAUGAGUUGGGUCAUGCUAAUGGCCUUUAAUACCGCCGGUUUCAUCCUGAUGGCUAUACCUGGGCUCAAAGCCUAUAGGAGAGGUGGUAGAUUCAACCUAGUGAAGGUUAUUUAUCAAGAUGGCCUCAUGUACUACGCUGCAAUCUUCGUGCUGUCGUUGAUCAACGUUGUGAUCAUUUUCCAGCUGCCGUCCAGUUUUGUAAUCAUGUUCUCACCCCUUGAACGCGUCCUCCACUCCAUUAUCACCAGCCACGUAGUUCUUCACAUACGAAGAGUGGCUUCUCGGAAUUAUAUCCGGAACGGGGACGCGUUGAACGGAGCAACAACGGAAGAGCUUAUUACUGAGGACACCAUGACCGAGAUCCGUUUCGCUUCGAACGCCUUGCGAUCCAACUGUGACACAGCUUGA
This is a messenger RNA of Marasmius oreades (fairy-ring Marasmius), 954 nucleotides long. RefSeq lists its product as uncharacterized. The coding region runs from base 1 to 954 and encodes 317 amino acids. Lineage: Eukaryota; Fungi; Basidiomycota; Agaricomycetes; Agaricales; Marasmiaceae. The record is from RefSeq and is a predicted model, not a curated record. The transcript is spliced from 13 exons.